CGGCGCUCUGCAUAGGAGCUGUCCAGCAGCCCGGUGCUGAAACUUGCCCUGCUUUGUACCGCGGGCAGCGGCUCUCAACUAACAGCAACCAGAGCCUUGUGGAUUCAAAUGCGUCAGUACAAGGACAAAGGGCUGCAGACCGGGAAAGAGAUAAACAAGUACGUGGUGCGAACGAAGGGGGAACGAGAGACUGAGUAAGGCGUGGAGAAGUGCUCACUCUCUCAGCAUUAUGUCCUGGUCACUGGACUUGGUGCCGCUUCCCCCAUGUGUGCUGCUGGGUGGUCCCCCACUUAGCGGGCUGCUCUGGACCGUCCUCCUUCUCUUCCUCUGGUACUGCUACCGUGUGGGUUCUGACCCACCAUCCCACCCUGGAAUGCUCAAAAACAGCUCCGCCCGGUCCACAUUCUCUCGGUCAUCCAGUCGGUCCCCUGUUGACCCCGGACACUCUACCCCCAAAGCAUCAGCAGCAAUCACAAUGGAGACGGUGGAGGAAGAGGGGGGGACAGAGAGCUACCUGACGCCAGUAUGGAGCCAUGCUCCUUUCCCCACUGAGGCUGCAGCAGGAAGCAGGAAGUUGUAUAGAGCACUACAGGAGUAUGCCAAGCGCUACAGUUGGGCCGGCAUGGGUCGUAUUCACAAGGGCCUGCGGAAUCAGGCCAGAAUCAGUGAUCGGCCCUCCAUACAGAAACCUCAUCUCUUCUACCUCCCAGAUGUUCCCAGCAUACCUUUCUUUCCCAGGGAUGCUCAUCGCCAUGACAUUGAGGUUCUGGAGGCCACUUAUCCAAUAAUCCUUGCUGAGUUCCAGGCAGUUUACCAGAGGGGAAUUGAUACAAAACUAGGGUGGACCUACCAAGGAUCAAAGGGCCAGGCAGUAUUCCCGAUCUAUAACGCUGGAGUGUGUGUGGCCAGUAACUGCCGUGCAUGUCCAUAUACAUACCGAACCCUUCUGUCUCUCAGAACCUUCAUCAGUAGUAACUCUCUGGGGUCUGCUGGGUUCUGGCUCCUGGGCCCUGGGGCCACAAUGGGAGGGGCCUAUGGUCCUACAAAUACACGACUGCGCUGCCAUCUUGGUCUUCAGACACCUUCUAAGUGUGAGCUGGUGGUGGGUGGAGAGCCACAAUGUUGGUCAGAAGGACAUUGCCUCCUUGUGGAUGACUCUUUCCUGCACACCUUCUCACACAAUGGAGGCGCUGAAGAUGGUUCUAGAGUUAUCUUCAGUGUGGAUCUCUGGCACCCUAAUGUGGCUGCUGCAGAGAGACAGGCUCUAGACUACAUCUUUGCCCCUGAGCAGUAAUUCAAACUACAUUUCCCAGGAUGCACUGGUCAAAUCUUCCUCCCACAUCCAAAUGCCAAAAUGAUGUUAAAAGUUUGCAAAACUUCUUUUGGAUGAGUUGAAAGGUUAGACUGAGAUUUUCCAUUCAAUUACCAUAUCAUUUUGUGCAUUUCUGUUCAACAGAAACCUGAAAGGGGUAGUUCACCCAAAAAUGAAAAUUCUGUAAUCAUUUACUCAUUCUCGUAUUGUUCAAUGACCUGCAUGACUUUUCUUCCAUGGAACACAAAAGAUGUUAGGCAGAAUGUUAGCCUCAGUCAACAUUCACUUGCAUUACAUUUUUUCCCAUACAAUGAAAGUGAAUGGUGACUGUGACUGAACAUUCUGUCUAACAUCUCCUUUUGUGUUCUUGGAUGAAAGAAAGUCAUACAGGUUUGGAAUAACAUGAGGGUGAGUAAACCAUGACAGAAUUUUCAUUUUUGGGUGAACUAUCCCUUUAAGCAAGUUGGACAAAUUGGUUCAGUCAGAACUACAGUUCCUCAAACUUCUCAACAACAUAUUACCCAAAAUACAGACGAGACAGCAUAUGGGCUAUGAACACUGUCCUGAGCACAUACACAGAUACUGUGAUGACACUCGAACAACAUUUUUUGAAUUUCACAUCAAUCUUUGACCUGUGCCUGUCUUGAUAAUCCCGUGUUCCUGUUCUAUCGUUUCUGUGCCUGAUUUCUUCUAUUCCUCUCCUGACCUCGCUAAUGUAUACUGUGAUAUAUUGUUCUCUGUAAAUACUGUACUUUUGCACAGCCUGAUCUCAUAAAAAUAACAUGACUGUGGGGAGGGGAUAUUUUUGCAAAAUUGUAUGUGGUUCCUUACACGUAUCACGGCAGUUCCAAAGGUGAAAUGUCCACUGUAUGGUGCAGAAAGCAAAAAGGGUUUUAAGUUUAAUGGCCUAUCGAGUACCUCCCUACCCUAAACCUUUAACCUAACCAAUAGUGUCAUAAAAGCAAAGAUGACAUGAAAAAUGCAAUUGCUGAAACAGCCAUGUCAUUUAAGGGUGCUUCUAUGACAAUUUAAGCUCAUGUGUCCACUCGUACAGUGGUUUAUCAAUAAAGCUACUAGGCAACUCCAUCAUGCUCGAACAAGCUUGCAAAUAAAGUUGGUUUUAUAAAGCACAUGUUAAAAUGUAUCGCCUUAUAAGUCACUAUAGUAAAAGUGUUUUGAUAUUAUAAGAUAGCGUUAUGUGAGGAACAGGGCGAAAAGUAUAUGUUUAUGAACUGACAAUCUGCCGUUUUACUUUUGAUUUGUAUGAAAGGGAAUAAAAGUAAUUGUUGUAGUGCCUCCAGGAAACUGCCACGAUACGUACAAUAAACCAUGUAAAAAUUAUUUUGCAAAAAUGUAGGCAUUGUAGUAACGUGAUUCUAUGAGACCAAGUGUAAUUCACACCUACGCUAUAAAUCAUGUUUUUAUUACAUCACAUGGUGAUAUAUUUUCAGAUCUAUGAAGCACACAGUGAACACAAUACACCGUAUAUGACCAGACUACUUGCAUGCAACAUGAACAUUUUGAUUGUAUAGCCAACAAUGCAUUUGAUGACUGUCCUGCAAAUCAAGUAUGUAAUUGACUCAACUGCGUUCAGUUCAAAAUAAAAUGUUUUGUUAAACGUGAAA
Myxocyprinus asiaticus (Chinese sucker) is the source of this 2937-nucleotide messenger RNA. It is a transcript of the gene asphd1, whose product is annotated as aspartate beta-hydroxylase domain containing 1. The transcript is spliced from 7 exons. Lineage: Eukaryota; Metazoa; Chordata; Actinopteri; Cypriniformes; Catostomidae. The record is from RefSeq and is a predicted model, not a curated record. Bases 230 to 1294 code for a protein of 354 amino acids.